AACUUAAUGAUCAGCGGAAUCUCAUUCGUCAUAAGAAGUGUACCACCGAGUCAUUUGUUCAUAUUGCAGCACCGGCUCAGCCUGCAGCACUAGCUAAGCCUGCAGCACUGGCUCAGCCUGCAGCACCAGCUAAGUCUGCCGCACCAGCUCCGCCUGCAGCACUGGCUCAGUCUGCAGCAUCGGCUAAGUCUGCAACACCGGCUCCGCCUGCAACACUGCCUGCAGCACCAGCUCAUGGCUCUACCCCUAAAGUACUCAUGUUUAUGCCAACUCCAGGAAUGGGCAUUCAAACAAUGGUUGGCUCUUCACAACAUGCCUCACGUGAGGCUCCGAUUGAGGAGAAUGAUGUGCAACAAAUAUCCGAUGAGGAGGAAAAUGGGGUUGAGGAUGACGAGGUGGUGGGUCAAGGGAAUGUUCCUCGUCUUGCGCAUAAGAGAGAUGAAAAUGGGAAGAUUAUUAUACGACCUGUGGGUAAAGGGCUCGCUCUUGCUAAUGAAGUGGCAAAUGCCAUAAAUUACGCAAUACGAAAGCAGUUUUAUACGCCUAUCUAUAAUUGGAGUGUAUUCAACAAAGACGAAGACACUAAAAAAAUUAAAGUAGAAAGGUUUAAAUCUUUUGGGGAGAAGUUAUCAUGGGAUCCUCGUGAUCACGAUGUUGUCUAUCAUGUAUUUGAACAAAAGGGAGCAAAACGACUAUCAGACAUGGUUACGAAGGCGAGGAAAAAAGAGGUCAAACCUGCAUGGAUAGGUGAUCUAGCUUGGACAUGUCUUAAAGACUACUGGAAGAGCGAGGAUUUCCUUAAAAUCUCCAAUCAAAAUAAGAUCAAUCGAUCUUCAAAAUAAGGCGGAGCGCUCCACACCUCUGGUCGCAAGUCUCAUCUGGAUGUAGAACUU
Molecule: messenger RNA, 893 nt
Organism: Trifolium pratense (red clover)
Lineage: Eukaryota; Viridiplantae; Streptophyta; Magnoliopsida; Fabales; Fabaceae
Exons: 3
Coding region: 258-842 (194 amino acids)
Source: RefSeq, a predicted model, not a curated record